This is a messenger RNA of Cucurbita maxima (winter squash), 2717 nucleotides long. Its product is annotated as phospholipase D alpha 4. The record is from RefSeq and is a predicted model, not a curated record. The transcript is spliced from 4 exons. NCBI's taxonomy places the organism in Eukaryota, Viridiplantae, Streptophyta, Magnoliopsida, Cucurbitales, Cucurbitaceae. Gene Ontology annotation, cellular component: plasma membrane. Bases 237 to 2522 code for a protein of 761 amino acids. Gene Ontology annotation, biological process: phosphatidylcholine metabolic process; phospholipid catabolic process. Gene Ontology annotation, molecular function: D-type glycerophospholipase activity; calcium ion binding.
AAUAGUGGCCAAUAGGUUACCUCUAAGAUUGACAUGGAAAAUUCCACAAGUUUUUCCAACUUCCAUUCAGACCCUUUGCAUUCAAUUCCAAGCUAACUCUCCUCCUUUCUUGCUUAUCUAAUUCCAGCACCUACCUUAUCAUUUCUUAUUUAAGACACACGUCAAAUUCCUGAAUAGAACUUCUCAUAUUCUCCCUUCUUCCUUUCACUCACUCUGCUACAAAAUUGUUUCAAGUUAUGACAGUUCAGGGAGAGCAUACGUUCUUCCACGGCACGCUCGAAGUUACCGUCUUCCAUGCAACAACAUACACACCGUCAUCACCUCUGGAUUGUAUAUUUUCUGGAGGAAAGCAAAGCUAUGUGACCAUCAAGAUAAACAACAUAGAGGUUGCUCGGACAAACCACGAAUAUGACCGUGUUUGGAACCAAACAUUCCGAGUUCUAUGUGCGCAUCCAUUGACAUCUACCAUCACCAUUACAAUGAGAACAACUCGUUCUGUAUUGGGAAGAUUCCAGAUCCAAGCCCAACAGAUUUUGAAAGAAUCAAGUUUCAUCAAUGGAUUCUUUCCACUUCUUAUGGAAAAUGGGAAGCCGAGUCCAGAGCUCAGACUUAGAUUCAUGCUAUGGUUUCAACCGGCAGUAUAUGAACUAAGUUGGAAAAAGGUGCUGGAAAAUGGAGAGUACAAGGGGCUGAGAAAUGUAACGUUUCCUCUAAGGUCCAACUGUCAUGUGACUCUGUAUCAAGAUGCUCACCAUGUCUCUACGUUUCAACCUCCGUUUCACGGUUCGAGUGCGCCAAGAAGGCUAUGGGAAGAUGUGUAUAAGGCCAUAGAUAAUGCAAAGCAUUUGGUUUACAUUGCAGGCUGGUCCUUCAAUCCAAAGAUGGUGCUGGUAAGAGACCCUCAAACUGAUAUACCCUAUGCCUUGGGAGUAAAGCUUGGUGAGUUGUUGAAGCAGAAGGCAGAGGAAGGAGUAGCAGUGAGACUAAUGAUAUGGGACGACGAGACAUCCCUUCCCGUCAUCAAGAAUGCUGGGAUAAUGAAAACACAUGAUGAAAAUGCUCGGGCAUAUUUCUCGAACUCGAAAGUUGUAUGUAGGUUGUGCCCCAAAUUACAUCCUAUGUCUCCACCAAUUUUCUCUCAUCAUCAGAAGACCAUAACAGUAGAUGCUCAAACUCACAUCAACGCAAGGAACAGGGAGAUUAUGAGUUUCAUUGGGGGUCUAGAUCUUUGUGAUGGUCGCUAUGACACAGAACAACAUUCAUUGUUCCAUACUUUGAACACAGAAUCCCACUGCUGUGAUUUCUACCAAACGAGUAUAUCAGGAGCCAAGCUUCAAAAAGGAGGGCCAAGAGAGCCAUGGCAUGAUGUUCAUGCUCGUGUAACAGGUGAAGCUGCUUGGGAUAUACUAACAAACUUUGAACAACGAUGGACUAAGCAAUCAGAUGCUUCGUUGCUAGUCCCAACAAGCAUCUUACUAAAACUGAUGCCCCCACUUGAAUCAAACACAAACCCACAAAAGGAUUGGAACGUACAAGUUUUUCGAUCUAUCGACCACUUGUCUGCCAGCCAAGUUUUCAGAAACUUGACGGUUGAACGCACCAUCCACGAGGCGUAUGUCGAAGCUAUCAGAAGAGCCGAGAGAUUUAUUUACAUCGAAAACCAAUAUUUCAUAGGAGGGUGUCACUUGUGGGACAAAGAUCAACACUGCGGAUGCACGAAUUUAAUACCGAUCGAGAUUGCGCUCAAGGUGGCUAAUAAGAUCAAGGCAAGGGAGAAGUUCGCAGUUUAUGUAGUGAUUCCAAUGUGGCCAGAAGGGCCACCAGAGAGUGAAUCAGUAGAGGAUAUGCUACAUUGGACCAGGCAGACAAUGACAAUGAUGUAUAGAUUGAUUGGAGAAGCAAUCCAAGAAACUGGGGAGAAGGCCCAUCCAAGAGACUACUUGAAUUUCUUUUGCCUUGCGAACAGAGAAGAAGAGAGAAAGUGGGACUUUGUUCCCCCUCACAGUCCACAACAUGCAACAGAAUACUGGAGUGCCCAACACCGUAGAAGGUUUAUGGUCUAUGUCCAUUCCAAGGUCAUGAUAGUGGACGAUUUGUACCUUCUGAUCGGAUCCGCAAACGUGAACCAAAGAUCUAUGGACGGAGAACGUGAUACAGAAAUAGCGAUCGGAUGCUACCAAUUAGAAAACGACGGAAAAGAAUUGCCAAAUGGAAGAGACAUUUCAACAUUCCGCUUGUCGCUUUGGUACGAACAUACUCAACGAUUCGAAGAGGUGUUCUUAAACCCCGAAAACUUGCAAUGCGUUGAAAGGGUUCGUUCAAUAGCAGACGAAUCGUGGAAAAUUUACAGUGGAGAAGAAGUUGCAGACAUGAAAGGUGUUCAUCUGGUAACGUACCCUGUGAAGGUAAAACAGGACGGAUCGAUUGAGGAUUUGGAAGAAAAUGGAGGUCAUUUUCCUGAUACUAAAUGCCCCAUUAAAGGAAGAAGAUCAAUGUUCUUGCCGCCCAUUUUCACGACCUAAUUUUAAUGGAGACUUGAAUGGCGAUGACCAAGCUCUGAGUUUGCAUUUACUUGCUCGAAGAUCCAUGAAUGAGAUGACCCAACAGGGGAAUUUGUGGUUUGGAGGGAAAAGUUCAAAUCUUUUUUCAUUUAUACGUUUGUAUACUGUGAAUAAAUCAUUAAUAAGGUUUUCCAAGAAGAAAUAGUUCAUCAUUCA